Penicillium taxi is the source of this 885-nucleotide messenger RNA. Its product is annotated as Monocarboxylate transporter. The coding region runs from base 1 to 885 and encodes 294 amino acids. The transcript has a single exon. The record is from RefSeq and is a predicted model, not a curated record. Gene Ontology annotation, cellular component: fungal-type vacuole membrane. Gene Ontology annotation, molecular function: transmembrane transporter activity. NCBI's taxonomy places the organism in Eukaryota, Fungi, Ascomycota, Eurotiomycetes, Eurotiales, Aspergillaceae. Gene Ontology annotation, biological process: transmembrane transport.
AUGCUUGCCCAAGGGGUUUUGGGUGGGAUUGCUUCUGGCAUGCUAUUCGCCCCAGUCAUGACAUGUGUAAGCCACUACUUUCAUAAUCGACGUGCUGCAGCUCUUGGUAUUACAGUCUCUGGAUCUUCCAUUGGGGGAGUUAUAUUUCCCAUUGCCUUGAGCAAGAUGCUCAGGAAUAAAUCCUUAGGAUUUGGAUGGUCAGUUCGAAUUGUGGGGUUCAUCAUCUUAUUUAUGGUAUUGAUAGCGAUGGCAACUGUAAAAGAGCGACUUCCUCCUCGUCGUGGUAAAGUUCUUUUGCCAGCAGCUUUUACCCAUGCUCCUUACACUCUCUGUACCCUCGGUGUCCUCUUCAUGAUGUGGGGACUAUUCACGCCAUUUUUCUAUCUCCCGCAAUAUGCACAGUCUCAUGGCAUGGAAUCGGACCUUUCUUCUUACCUUUUGUCUAUCCUCAAUGCUGCCUCGUUUUUUGGCAGAAUAAUACCAGGAAUGGCUGCGGAUAAGAUUGGUCGCUUCAACAUCUUGAUCAUCAACGGUAUCUGCACAGGGACUCUACUUUUGUGCUGGAUAGCGAUAACUUCAAAUGCGUCAAUUUUUGUCUUUGCAGGGCUCUAUGGCUAUUUCUCUGGUGGUAUCGUGUCGCUGAUGUCUCCUUGCAUUGCUCAAGUGACCCCAAGUCCGGACCAGAUUGGUACCCAUCUGGGCAUGUCGAUGGCCAUUAUUGGCCUUGCUGGUUUGACCGGAACUCCGAUAUGUGGCGCAUUGCUAGAAAGAUACGGAAUGUAUACUCAGGCAGCAGUUUUCAGCGGUGUGGUAAUGUUGUUCGGAUCCGUUCUCGUCGCCGUGGCGAGGUUGCAUCUACAGGCAAAGCUCUUGGAAAUUUUGUGA